AUGGCAACCUUAGAAGGGAAAUUUUCAUUCUCGUCUCUUUCCAAUAAGGAAAAAGAGAAUAGCAAGCUUAGCUAUAUAGAUGACUUUGACGAUAGUGCCUGGGAUCCGCUAGAAGGUCAGAGUCCGAAGUCCUCGAAUCAAAAAGUUUCCUAUCCAUUUCCAGUUGAUUCUGAAGAUUUUGUGGAUGGAGGGUAUGAUUCAGGCGAGGAUCAGUACAACUCUGAGCAACAAGAUGGCCCUCCCGAGGUCAACUUGAGAAAUGUAUUGAGUGGGGUAUUUGCUAUUUUGAGCGGGCGUAACAAAAAUCAUUCUGUUGUAAGCAGCCUCCCCCAGUUACCCUCGUCCAACACUUCGUUUCUUGGAUCUUCUAAGAAUGGUGAAACAUUCUUGAAUGCUUCUGUAUACAUACCGAGCGCACCUCCUCUUCUUCAGCCAAAUUCUUUCAAUUACACUGCUUACAAGGAGGUGUUGGAAGCUGAACCUCCUGAGUGGCUUCCGGACAGUUCCGCCUCAGUUUGUAUGCAGUGCAACGCUCAUUUCACAGCUUUGACUCGUGGAAGACAUCAUUGUCGGUUUUGUGGAGGGAUUUUUUGCAGGGUCUGCUCGAAAGGGAGAUGCUUAUUACCUUUUAAGUUUAGAGAGAGGAAUCCGCAGAGGGUUUGCGAUACCUGCUAUGAUAGGCUUGAUCCAUUGCAAGGAGUAUUAAUCAAAACAAUCAGCAACGCUGUGCAGGUUGCAAAGCAUGAUGUCAUGGACUGGACUUGCUCAAGAGGGUGGCUGAAUCUUCCAGUGGGUUUGUCCAUGGAACACGAGAUAUACAAGUCCGCUAAUACAUUGAGGAGUUAUUGUCAGGCUGCUCGAUUGAACCCUGAGAAAUCUAUACCUGCUGCAGUUUUGAAAGGAGCCAGGGGUUUGGCAAUUUUAACAGUUGCCAAAGCUGGUGCAAUACUUGCUUACAAACUUGGAACUGGCUUGGUUAUUGCUCGAAGGUCAGACGGGUCAUGGUCUGCACCAUCUGCCAUACUUUCUGUUGGUUUGGGAUGGGGUGCCCAGGUUGGGGGUGAACUCAUGGAUUUCAUUAUCGUGUUACAUGACUCUAAGGCCGUGAAAACAUUUUGUAGUCGCUUGCAUUUUUCUCUUGGUGCGGGUUGCAGUGCUGCAGCAGGACCAAUUGGGAGAGUUGUGGAGGCCGAUUUGCGAGCUGGAGAGAAAGGUUCUGGCAUGUGUUACACUUACAGCUGCAGUAAAGGUGCGUUUGUGGGAGUCUCACUAGAAGGAAACAUUGUUGCGACAAGGAUGGAUACGAAUCUUCAGUUUUAUGGUGAUCCAUACCUAACUACAGCUGAUAUCCUUCUUGGGACGGUGGAUAGACCGAAGGCUGCUGAACCAUUGUAUGCUGCCCUUCGAGACCUUCACUGCAAACUACAGUGCUAG
This is a messenger RNA of Fraxinus pennsylvanica, 1434 nucleotides long. The record is from the annotation of a GenBank genome assembly. Lineage: Eukaryota; Viridiplantae; Streptophyta; Magnoliopsida; Lamiales; Oleaceae.